Kalmanozyma brasiliensis GHG001 is the source of this 3387-nucleotide messenger RNA. RefSeq names its product Sodium/calcium exchanger membrane region. The record is from RefSeq and is a predicted model, not a curated record. Gene Ontology annotation, biological process: monoatomic cation transport; transmembrane transport; intracellular calcium ion homeostasis. Bases 1 to 3387 code for a protein of 1128 amino acids. Gene Ontology annotation, cellular component: membrane. The transcript has a single exon. Gene Ontology annotation, molecular function: monoatomic cation transmembrane transporter activity. Lineage: Eukaryota; Fungi; Basidiomycota; Ustilaginomycetes; Ustilaginales.
AUGGCCGGCAACCGCCAUCGCAAGGAUGCGUGGGUCGUGUUCGCCUUUCUCAUCGUGGUCCAGAUCGUCUGCUUCCGAGGCAGUCAGCGUCUUCGCGCGGAUCUCGACCUGCAGUCACCAGUGCAAGCUGCUCAGAAUCAGUUUUUCAAGCGAUCAGAACCGCCCGUAUAUGACGUUGUGAAGCAUCACUCGACGUCAACAGCAUCAUCGGCGAGCGAAACAGCAACAACCACAAAGGAAGGACAGCACCACUCGACAUCAACAUCUCGGACCUCGGAGCCGACUCACCUUCCCAAAGGUCCAGAUGACGAGCCCAAAGCCCCGUCCUGCCAGCCUAUACCUUUCCAGAAGUCGCCAAAGCACGUCUGCAGCCAUGUGGUAGAACACUGCGCCGCUUCGGGUCACUUUGACUACCUGCGCUUCUACUACUGCGCAGGCGUGUCGGACCAAGACCUCGAGCACGGAAAGCAUCCGCAUCCUCCUCCUCCAACAAAGCCUCGCUGGCAACCCGGAAUCUCGGCGUUGCGCCUCUUGCGGUUGAUCUGUAUCCUCGCGUGGAUGCUCUUCCUCUUCAGCUGGGUCGGCGUCGUGGCUAGCGAUUUCUUCUGCCCCAACCUCAGCACCAUCGCAUCUCGUCUCGGUCUCAACGAAAGCACGGCCGGCGUCACCUUCCUCGCAUUCGGAAAUGGAUCUCCGGACGUCUUCUCCACCUUUGGCGCCAUGAAGACUGGCUCUGGCUCUCUAGCCAUCGGCGAGCUCCUCGGUGCGGCCUCCUUCAUCGUUUCGGUCAUUUCCGGUUCCAUGAUGCUCAUCGCACCCUUCAAGGUCAAAGCGUGGCCCUUCUGCCGAGACGUCGGCUUCUUCACUGCCGCCGUCGCGCUUACCCUCACCUUCCUCUUCGACGGCAAGCUCAGGCGUAUCGAGACCAUCGCACUCAUCUGCCUCUACGUCCUCUACGCGACAACGGUCAUCAUCGGAUCUUGGUGGCAGGAGCGUCGAAGAAAGCAGAAGCGCAGGCUCGAAGCUGCACGGGAGGAGUACGACAGUCAAGCCGACGAUCGAUCCAUCAUCAGCCGAGACACCAUCCGCUCUAUACGAGCUGGGACGCAGGACAUGGAGCGAAGUCGACUCCUGGGCUUGCCCACUUCACAGUCUCUGCCUGGCCUACCGAGCCCGUCAGAAUACGAUCCCAAUUUUGACCCGUUCGAGGAUUGGGCCAACCAAACAGGCUCGCGUAGCGGAGCAGCAACGCCGGAACUCCCUGGUGGUGGCAGCCGUCCACCGUCCAUCAACACCCCAGGCUCUACGAGCUCGCGUGCAGCUGUCAGGGCUACUCUCAAUGUGAGGCCCAAUCUCGUGCCUCGCCACUCGCUGCUGUCGGCCAUCGAGUUCCGCGACGUUGUGCAGAGCCUACGCCGUGAUGCACACGCAGAUCGCUCGCAGGAGAUCUUCCAGAGCUGGGACCCCGAGCGCUUCCUGCCUCACCACCACCACGGUCAUACCGACACGAGCCUCACCCGAAGCACAUCUGGCGAGGGCCGCUCGAAUGGGAGCCCACGCCAGCGUCGUGGUGCAGGACACAGCCGCGUACUUAGCCUGGGUCCAGCCGCGGGUGUCGCAAGGAGCGCCUCUACAGCCUCGGGCCAUCGACGCAAGACGUUUGGCACGCACGACGGCGUCAUGCCAACCGAGGAUAGCCGUGGGCAGGGCCAAGUAUCCAGCAACAGAGCUGGCGCCAGCGUGGAAGCUGGCAACGUCGAUGAUCCUUGGAGGGAGCAUCUUCCCGGCGAUGCCUGUGAACCACUCGGCUCUCCCGCAUUGCCCAUGAACGGCGCUUCAGACCAAAAUCCGCUCGAACAGACACCGCCACGUAAAGCACUGCCAAGACUACAAAUCCCACAAUGGGACACCAAGGCGAGCCGCAGUGAAGAUGCGCGGCGUCAAAACAAACAGCCUGCCCCUGCCUCGGCUCGUGACGACGGCUCCAGCAGCACGCCUACCAACAAGGAUCGAUUCGAUAGCCCGCUCACCCACAGGCGCGUCCGACCCCAACGAACACCCAGCCAGGCACUCGCAUGGAAGCUACGCGUCGUCUUCAACGCGCUCUUCCCAUCGUUGCGGCAUCUUCAUGCCAAGUCGGUGCUGGGUGCGGCUGUUAGCAUCUUGACUUGCCCUGCGAUCCUGCUGCUCAAUCUGACGCUUCCUGUCGUCGACGAUGACGCGGAGCGUGCCGAGCGCGAGGCAGACACCGCCGAAGCGGACGGGAUCGGCGCGGUGCGACUUGAGGGAGACGAGGCUGAUCUGCACGCACAAGGCGCUGCGGAUGACGAGCCCAUCGUCGACCUUCGCGCGUCGCCGUCAUCGGAUACGCAAGCGUGGAGUGCAGAAGACCGCGUAGAGGCGGCGGAGCAUGCGGAGCGAGACGCCAACGCGCAUCGCGACCAGGAGAUUGCCUCGGCGUUGAGGCACCUACCUUCGGCGGCUGGCUCUCCGCUCUCCUUCGGGUCCAGUCCUACCGGUCGAGCCGGUCUGCUUCGCAUCGAGGCCACCUCAGCCUCCCCCCUCCCCAUCGACGACACCGGCGACGGAGCGAGCUUCAUGAGCCACGAAAGCUGCGAAGCCGAAGAGUCGGAAAUGCGUCGUUCGAUUCGACGUUUUCUCAUCCUCUCCCAAUCGCUGUGUGCGCCAACGUUCGUUACGUGGGCCAUUGCCUCUUCGUCUGGGGGCGCGCACCUCGGGCUAAAAGUGGCCAUAGCUGCGGCGGUGGGCUUGCUCGCGGCGCUAUUUUCGUUUUGGGCGAUGCGACGUAAGGAUGCGGGUCGUGCGCGGUACUCGGAUCGGACACUCUCCGGUAUGGCGAUGGUACGCUGUUCGAUGGGCUUCAUCGUAAGUGUCAUGUGGAUCAUGACGAUUGUCGAUGAGGUCGUAUCCAUCCUUCAGACGGUUGGCAUCAUCGUUGGCUUGUCGGACGCCAUUUUGGGUCUGACAGUCUUUGCGGUUGGCAACUCCCUUGGGGACCUCGUGGCGAACAUUACGAUCGCGAGACUGGGUCAUCCGGUCAUGGCGGUGAGCGCAUGCUUCGCCGGGCCCAUGUUGAACCUCCUACUUGGCAUCGGGAUUAGUGGCACCUGGCUGCUCAGCGAUGGCCACGCUCACGGACAUGCAGUCGAGAGAUCGGAUAUUUAUCCCAUCGACUUCAACCCGACGUUGUUGGUGUCAGGGUUGGGGUUGCUGUUGAUCUUGGUAGGGACGCUGAUCGCCGUGCCCAUGAACAACUUUGAGUUGUCCAGAGGGAUUGGGGUUUCUUUGAUUGCGGCGUACGUGCUGAUCAUGACGGUGAACCUGCUCACCGAAAUCUUUUGGGUGAGGGGUCCGAGUGUAUUCUAG